Aspergillus homomorphus CBS 101889 is the source of this 1520-nucleotide messenger RNA. RefSeq lists its product as uncharacterized. The coding region runs from base 251 to 1186 and encodes 311 amino acids. Lineage: Eukaryota; Fungi; Ascomycota; Eurotiomycetes; Eurotiales; Aspergillaceae. The transcript has a single exon. The record is from RefSeq and is a predicted model, not a curated record.
AAAAGAAGAAUUUCGACGCGACGAUUUCUUCUUCCUCUAUUUUCUUGAUCCCUGUAAACUCUACUCAGUUCAAUUGAGGUUGGCUCUUGCUUUGCUUUCUGGUUCUACCUCGCUUUCUUUCUACGCGUACACAACUACACCCGUUAUCAGUUACGCGGAACCUAUCAGGAGAUCUGAUUGUACUUCGUUACAUUCGAAUUGCGCACAACUAUCCGGUCUCAUUUCGAUUAAAGUACAUUCGUGAUAGAAUAUGGCGCCCACGAAACGCACCGCCGCCGACGCGCUGCUCGACCAGGAGAACCUGGGCAACAGCAACACGCGUCCUUCCUCCACUGCCUCGACUACCACCAAAGACUGCGACGCCAUCCGCCACGAUAUCCGCGCUUUUAUCGACUCCAAGCAGAUGAAGGUUGGCGAGUUCCAGCGUGCCAUUGGCGUGUCGUCGCGCUCGUACAACGAUUUCCUGAAUCAGGUCGGGCCCGAGAAGGGGUCGCGAUCGGCGACGUAUCUUAACGCGAUGAGGUUCUUCGCGAAUCGCGGCGCUGAGUCGAUGCCUUUGGCCGACGCGUCGGCGUCGGCGGCGAAUAUCGCUUUGCCGGCUGCUACGGCUACGGCUGCGGCUGCUACGGCCAAGAGGGCGAGGAAGGAGACUGCCAAUACGGCGAGCAGGAGCGGGAGCGGCAGUCGUGCAGCAGCAGCGGCGGCGGCAGACGCAAACUCGAAGUUCGAUGUUUCUGGUAUUGUUUUGGAAGGGGAAAACGAGAUGAAGGUGCCUGUGUUUGAGACGUGUGAUCGCAUCCGGAAGAAGAUCCGCGCCCAUGUCAAGAAGCAAGGGGUCACUAAGUCUGGGUUCCUGAAGGAUGCGGCCAAGGCGGCGAUGCCGGGCAGCGAGAAAAAGAUUAAUCCCGGUUCGCUGGACACGUUCCUCAAGUACGACGGAGCCCUCACGGGGAACUCGGGCAUUGUGUUCUAUGCCGCAUAUGUCUUCUUCGAGAAGUUGAGGAUCAAGGAGGGUAAGCCCAAGGAUGAUUUUCGUCUGACCAUGGAGAAAAUCUGGCCGGCCGGUGUCGACCGCGAGAGAUCCAGCAAUGGGCCCUUCUUUUGCCAUGUGAGUGAGCGGCCUUAUAUCAAUGAGUUUGGGCAGUUGGAGAUCAUCAGUAACUCUCGCGUGCGGAAGUUCAGAUGAGCGCUUUGGGGCUGUAGAGACGUCUGACAAUGCCCGUUUGUCCGGGUUUCAUGCCGCGCGAGUGUGUAAAUUCAAGUCUCCUUUAUUAUGUCUUCAGCAUCGUGUACUUCAGUCCGAGCGCUAGGUCCGGCUUUAGGUUGGCUGUCGCCCUUCCGCUCUUGCUUGGGCUUGUUUGUGAGCAGCCUCCCUUGAGAAUCGACUCCUUCAAAUAUAUCAGCUGCCAUAUCCUCUCUCACCGGAAGAGCUACCUUGGCUGGUGGACUCCAGUCCCAUGCAAAACAUGGCUUCCGAGUCUCAACGCCAGUCUUGGGGUGGAUCUUAGUCACCAUGGACA